UUACAAGGAUAACGACCCUCUCACUUCAUUAAGUACAAACAUAUUCAUAAAAGAGUUGGCAGUUAGCGGGUUAGCUUCACGAAUUAGCUAUCAGCUAACGCUACUUGUCUACUAGUAUUAAGCUAGGUAUUACUCACUACGUUAGUGUUUGGUCAAAUUACAAACCUUACUACGUGCUGCCACAUGUAGUACUUGUUAUCAGAGUUAAGAUGAGUCUAAGAAAGCAGACGCCGAGUGACUUUCUGAAGCAGAUAAUUGGGAGACCUGUGGUCGUCAAACUGAACUCUGGUGUCGACUACAGAGGUGUCCUAGCCUGCCUGGAUGGUUACAUGAACAUUGCCAUAGAGCAGACUGAAGAGUACGUCAAUGGGCAGCUCAAGAACAAGUAUGGAGAUGCUUUUCUGAGAGGAAACAAUGUCCUGUACAUCAGCACCCAGAAGAGGAAAGUGUAGUGAAGAUCAUUCAGAAUUUAUUAUUUUAUUUUGCCAGUGUUUGAUGUGUCAGUGGAAAACUGCCCUAUGUUUUUGGUUAUGUAAAACUUGAAGUCCUGAAUGUAUGUUUUUUUGAAUACGUUAAUAAAUCCUGAGUUUUGAUUUA
Messenger RNA from Micropterus salmoides (largemouth bass), 597 nucleotides. RefSeq names its product LSM6 homolog, U6 small nuclear RNA and mRNA degradation associated (gene lsm6). Lineage: Eukaryota; Metazoa; Chordata; Actinopteri; Centrarchiformes; Centrarchidae. The record is from RefSeq and is a predicted model, not a curated record. Bases 210 to 452 code for a protein of 80 amino acids. Gene Ontology annotation, biological process: mRNA splicing, via spliceosome; maturation of SSU-rRNA. The transcript is spliced from 4 exons. Gene Ontology annotation, cellular component: U6 snRNP; sno(s)RNA-containing ribonucleoprotein complex; nucleolus. Gene Ontology annotation, molecular function: RNA binding.